GUGGAUUUCGGGCUAACUUACUGAUCGUUGCCAGACACCGCGGGGCUCUGCGUGGCCUGGGUCCGGGCGCGGGCCGCAGCCCCCGAGCCGGUGCGCGCGGCGGGUCUUCGCCAGUUCCCCGCGCGGCUGGAGCGCAGAGCGCCGCCCCGGGCCGCCGGAAUCCGGGUGGUUUAGGACCCGGGGCGGCGUCCCGGCGCGAUUGUGGAACCCGGUGGAGGCUGCGGGAGCGCGGGCUGUGACAUACAGGCUUCACGGCGCGGCCCCGCCUGCUGCUCCGGUCCCCUCCGCGCCCACCGACUCGCGCCGGGAUGACGGGCUCACUGUUCAAGGGCAACUUUUGGAGUUCGGACAUCCUCAGCACCAUUGGCUAUGACAAUAUCAUCCAGCAUCUGAACAAUGGCCGCAAGAACUGCAAAGAGUUCGAAGACUUUUUAAAGGAAAGGGCAGCAAUUGAAGAGAAAUACGGCAAAGAUCUGCUCAGCCUCUCCAGGAAAAAGCCAUGUGGACAGUCUGAGAUCAACACUCUGAAGCGGGCCCUUGAAGUCUUCAAGCAGCAAGUAGACAAUGUGGCACAAUGUCACAUUCAGCUUGCACAGACUCUAAGAGAAGAGGCCAGGAAGAUGGAAGAAUUCAGAGAAAAGCAAAAGCUACAACGGAAAAAGACAGAGCUUGUCAUGGAUGCUGUCCAUAAACAAAAGAGCUUACAAUUCAAGAAAACCAUGGAUGCAAAGAAGAUCUAUGAGCAGAAAUGCCGGGACAAAGAUGAGGCAGAACAGGCAGUCAACCGGAGUGCCAACCUGGUCAACCCGAAGCAACAAGAAAAGCUUUUUGUUAAACUGGCAACAUCAAAGACUGCAGUAGAGGACUCGGACAAAGCGUACCUGCAGCACGUCAACGCGCUGGAAAAAGUCCGAGAAGAGUGGCAGAGCGAGCACAUCAAGGCCUGCGAGGUAUUUGAGGCUCAAGAAUGUGAACGAAUAAACUUCUUCCGGAAUGCAUUGUGGUUACAUGUGAAUCAGCUGUCACAACAAUGUGUCACAAGUGAUGAGGUGUAUGAAAAAGUCCGUAAGAGUUUAGAAAUGUGCAGCAUUGAGAAGGACAUUGAAUACUUUGUGAAUCAACGCAAAACUGGACAGACUCCACCAGCACCCAUCAUGUAUGAGAAUUUCUACUGCCCCCAGAGGAAUGCAGUCCCACCAGGAAAGGCUUCAGGGCCUAACUUGGCAAGGAGAGGACCUCUCCCAAUUCCUAAAAGUUUACCAGAGGACCCUGAUUAUUCUACGAUUGGUGACUACAGUUUGCUCUAUCAGUAACAUCAAGGAAAGCAAAGCUUUUUCCGGCUAAUGCUUCUAUGUCAUGGAAAGAGGCACCCAGAGCAGCAGAACCUAUACCCAAAUUAUAUCAACUAUGAAGACUUUGAAGUGAACCCUUGCUGUAAUUUUUUGAUACUUUAAAUUUAUGGUAGACAUUUAGUACAACUUAAGCUAGUAGAGUUCUGCAGUUUUUUGACAAAGUUUACAAAUUGCCCCAGAUUGAAGAAUUAUUCCUUCCCCGUCAGUCACUAAAGUUGUGAAUGAAUUGUGUUUUCUACUUGGGAAGCAGGCAAGUUUCUGGAUUUGGAGUGUUGACUCUUGAUGGAGCAGAGGUGGCUACAGAGGAGUCUGAGCCACCAACUACAGAGGAAGCUCCUUUGGCUCUGAGUAGCAUGGCUAUGGAAUUUCCACAGUGACACACACUCUCGAUGGUGCAAGAUUUAAAAUUACCUUCCUUUUUGGCUGGAAGACUUAGAAGCCAUAUGAUUGUACUUUCCCAUUUUACAGAUGAGGAAACAAAGCCUAGAAGUGUGAAAUCAGUUUCCUUACUGUCCUCCCAGCUAAUUAAGGACAGAACCAGAGCUCAUCCCACAUCAGUAUUCUAACCCUUCCCGAGCCCAUGCUGAAAUUUAAGAUGCCAAAUAUUUUUGCCAGCACUUUUCUAUUGGGAAAAUUACCAGGAUUUGAAUGUCAGAUUUAUUUUUAUGUGGGUCACUUUGUGCACUAAACUACAGAGCACCAUAUUUAAUCUAAUUUAAGAAGCCAUUGAUCAUAAAACAUGCCAUUAGUUUAUGUUGCACUGAGAAGGUGGGGUAGGAGAGUUGCCAAUGAACUUGUGACAGGCCAUUGAUGGCCAAGCGCAUUUGAAUUUGAGAUGCUAAAGUGUGAAAAAAAAGUACUUCCCAGAAUCAAUGAAAUAUGGUAUUUUGAUUCUCUUCCUCAAGAGAAUUCUAGAGUUACAAAGCCAAUCUUCAAUCCUGGGUCUUCAACAGAGAACCUUUGCCUUAAUAGACCCUGGAAUUUUUAAAGUGUUCAUCUUACCCUUACACAAAUAUUUUGGUCUUUCUUUGUCAUGCACAAAAAGCAGGGAGAGUAUGUACCUUUUGCACAACAUUUGUACACUGUGAGAAAAUGGUACAUUUUAGUUAAGGUCAAGUUAAAAUCUUAUUCGGUAUGUUGGAAAAUUCUGUCACCCCAAAGAGCAAAUAUUUUCUUCCUCCUGCUCUGUCCAAUAGCUUUCCCAGAACUGCAGACAAAUUGAUUGAAAGAAGAUUGAUUAUUUCCUCGCCUUUAAUGUAAGGUGCUACUGAAUGCAGCAGCUUCUUAUGGCAGGAAAUUUGCAUCAGUUGGAUAUCCUUUUGAGAAACUGAAGUUUGCAAAGGGUCAAACUUCCCCAAACUGGACAGGCUCAGGAAAUUUUCCUUCACACUCAGAACAUUCUAUUUUUAAGUAUAUUAUUUAUUGUUGGCAAUUCCUCAGGGAUUUCACUUUUCUAUCUGUCAGUGUAAUUGAUGUAAAAGUGUUUAAUUAAUGGAAAAUAAUAUUUUUAUUUUAUUGCUCUUCCAGUUUGAUAUGAAGUAAAAUAAAGGUUCUUGGUGAUUUGG
Molecule: messenger RNA, 2917 nt
Organism: Lemur catta (Ring-tailed lemur)
Lineage: Eukaryota; Metazoa; Chordata; Mammalia; Primates; Lemuridae
Gene: PSTPIP2
Product: proline-serine-threonine phosphatase interacting protein 2
Exons: 15
Coding region: 309-1313 (334 amino acids)
Biological process (GO): actin filament polymerization
Cellular component (GO): actin filament; plasma membrane; cytoplasm
Molecular function (GO): actin filament binding
Source: RefSeq, a predicted model, not a curated record